AUGUCUCUUCUAAAUAUUUUAGAGGCCUCUCGCCACAAGAGUUCAAAGGUAACUUCUCCCAUUUCGAAAUCUCAAAAUGAAGGGUUGACGGAAGCUUCGCUGGAGAUGGAGACUGAAACGUCCUCGGGCCAACCCAUAACGCAACCUUCUGCACCAUCGCCGAAUUUCCCAACCUCGGCCACCCUUCCACGUCAAACGUUAUUGGAAAUAGACGGUACUUGGGAGAGAAUAUGGAUCCCUCAGUAUAUUGUAGUUGGACUGCAUAAUGGAGGUCUGGUAGUUUUCAAUGUAAAUUUCAACUGUUGGAGGGAGAAAAUCCUAACUGGAGGAGGCUUUAAGGAACAAAAACCCAAGCUCUCUCUUCAAAAGCCAAUCACACCAGCAGUUGCUGAAGAAGUUGCUGAAGAAAGGAAGGAAAUGGGACCUGGCUCUAACUCUCCGACCCCUCCGACUAAUACUGAGGAAGGCGGCAGUAAUGAUAGCACGGCGUCUGUUGAGGCUGCUGAACAAGCAGAGAUCAAAUCUUCAGAGGUGGAUGGUGAUAAGAGCGAGGAAGAUGAAGCUGUUCCCGAUGUCUCUAAUUCGGAGAAGUCCCCUUCCCCUUAA
Rodentolepis nana is the source of this 606-nucleotide messenger RNA. NCBI's taxonomy places the organism in Eukaryota, Metazoa, Platyhelminthes, Cestoda, Cyclophyllidea, Hymenolepididae. The record is from the annotation of a GenBank genome assembly.